This is a messenger RNA of Cylas formicarius (sweet potato weevil), 1776 nucleotides long. Its product is annotated as tyrosine-protein kinase hopscotch-like. The transcript is spliced from 7 exons. Gene Ontology annotation, molecular function: non-membrane spanning protein tyrosine kinase activity; cytokine receptor binding. The coding region runs from base 266 to 1693 and encodes 475 amino acids. The record is from RefSeq and is a predicted model, not a curated record. NCBI's taxonomy places the organism in Eukaryota, Metazoa, Arthropoda, Insecta, Coleoptera, Brentidae. Gene Ontology annotation, biological process: cell differentiation; peptidyl-tyrosine phosphorylation; intracellular signal transduction. Gene Ontology annotation, cellular component: cytosol; cytoskeleton.
CUAAAGAGACCACAAUGAAAACAUGUAUUUGUUUGUUUUGUUUUGGUGGAUAUUUAGAUAAUUAAUUAUAUAUAUAUGUUUUACUAAAAAAUUAGUGUGAUGAAAAUUAUAAAUAUGAAACGAACGGAGCCAGAAUUACCUUUUGCCUUUACCAUAAAGUUUAAAGUGUAAUCAAUAAAAGGUUUAAACCUGUUGCUAAACUUUGUGAAUUUUACUUUAUAAUUUGCAAUCUGAUUUACUAAAAGCAGGAAAACGUUUUUGCAAAAUGGCAGAAUUUGCGUUGACUGUGAAUCUUGUUCUGGAAGAUGAAGAAAAAACUAUGUCUGUGCCCUGUUUAAAUAUAACCACUGCAGAAGAUGUCUGCAUGCAUGUGUGCAAAUACUUGAAUAUCACCACUAUAGCUAGACAUUUAUUUGCUUUGAGAAUAACAGGGGAACAGUUAUUUCUCAUGCCAUCAGCCAUCAUUAAAGAAGAAAAUGUUACUACUGUUGACUUGAGAAUACGUUUCAAAGUCGCAAGCAUUACCAAGCUAAAGAAAAUUGAUGUAAAUGCUUACAAUUAUUAUUUUCAACAAGCACGCAAAGAUGUCUUAGACAAUAAGAUACCAGAUCUUGUUUAUGAUAGGUUUAAAGAAGAAUUAGUUGGAUUAGGUAUUACUGAUAUGUUCCGGGUGAUGUUAGAAAAAAAGAUAUCCAGAGAAACUGUUGAAAAUGACUAUAAGAAAUAUAUUCCUAAAGAAAUUUUAAAGAAACACAUAUUUUUUAUUAAGAAGCUUAUCCACACAAACCUUGGGAGGCUGUCAAAAAGUGUCACAGAUGCUUCGUAUGUUAUGGCAGAAUAUGUAAAACAAUUGGAUCUAAUUGCACCAGAAUAUUUAUCGGAAGUGUAUAAGGCACAAAUUGAUCAGGACGGAUCCCUUAGGAAUAUUCUUGUCAAAGUUUCGCCUUCUUCGAAUAUCACCUAUUGCUCAGAAUCAAAACGAGAUGAAUGGAAACUGAUCUGUACCAUAGAGGAGUUGGGUUUUAUUUCAAUUAGAAACAAUGGUGCUAUAGAAAUAAGUCGAAAAAAUGGAAUUCCUUUUUACUUAAAGUUUCGCAAAGACGAUAGAGAUACCCGUGCAUUUAUAAGCUUGCUUGAUGGAUAUUAUAGGCUUACAUGCAAGUGGACGUUUAACAUUUGCAAGGAAGUCAUCACGCCUUCGUUGAAAAAGUUACAACAAAUGAAAUGUCAUGGGCCUGUUGGAGGUGAGUUUUCAUAUGCUAAAUUAGAAGACAAACGGGCAAACAGAACAGGCUGUUUUAUUAUAAGAGAGAGCGAAACUAACUAUAAUACUUACUACAUCGACGUUUGUGUGAAAGACAGUAUUAAACCAAAAACGUAUAAAGUCGAGAAGAUUAAGGACGAAUUUAUUUUCAAUGGAGACAUAACAAGGUACAAAACAAUUCAGCAAUUGAUAAAAGCAUAUAGUGAUCCAGAGGGAGCUAUUUUUCUCCAGGAAUGCCUUCCGCCUUCCGAAUAUGAUUUAUCACAAGUGCUGCUAUGUAGAAGUGAUAGUUUAGUUGGUGAUUCUAUAGCUGACACUUCCCAAAUCAGCGAGCUACCAUCUACGCCUGUUUGUAUUAAUUUUAAAGAUUUACAAGUUUACAAGGAAAUCCUGACAAGCGACCCACCGGGCCUUGGUGUUAUACAAUGAAUAAUGAUUUGAUCUAUGAAUCGUGCGCUAUACCACUGUGUUCCUUUUCCCAAUGCAGAAUUACUGGUCCAGGUAUAGAAUAC